GAAGGAACGUGCCUUGGAAGGGAAAAAAGCGAGUGAGCAAACAGCGAAGGCGCCAAAAGCGUGCUGCUUUCUUCUGUUUCUUUGUUUUUGGUUUUUUUAGAUUUUUUUAGAUUUUAUUUAUUUAUUAAUUUUGUUUAUUUAUGCAAAAUAUUCUUCAAUCCUCUCACUCUCAUAACUCGCUCAUGAAUUAGUUGUAUAAGUAUCACAACACUCUCGCUCUCGCUCUCGCACCAUCUUCGUCUCCAAAUCCCCAUUCUUUUGGGUUUCGCAUUCGGAUUUUUUUGAAACUAUUCGAUCCAAUCUCUCACUGCUGUUAGAUUUUUUGAAUAAAACAGCGUCUUUGAGUGCCAAAAGCUUCGAACUUUGAGUCUCCGAUUCCAAAAUUUUGAUCAAUUUGUGUGAUUUUUUGUGAUCGUUCAAAUCGGUUUGGUUGAUUUGCAUUUCUGAUUCGAACCCAGAAUUUUGUUUUGGAAAAAAAUUCAUCUCUGCUGUUCUAAUCAGUGUGACUCUCUUCGUCUUCCUCAGAAUUCUUUUCUUGUUAUCCGUCGAGUUUCUAGGAAAAUGGAGGCCUCUGGUUCGAACGGCGCAUCGAUUGUCACUGACGAGAUGGCGCUGAGGGGUUUGCUGGAGGCGUUCGGGCCCGCGUUUUCUCUCGAUCAAAUCGCUUCUGCGUAUUGCAAGGCGGGGAAGAAUGCUGACGACGCCGCCGAAGCUCUGGCUCUCUCUGCACCCGAUGGCGGAGAAACUUCCAGAUUACCUGUCAAUAGUAUCUAUAAGAAGCCACCGUAUCAGGCAAACGGGAAUGGGAAUGGGAAUAUGAAUGGGAACGGGAAUCCCGGAUCUUCAAAGCCGAAAUAUCGGCCGGUUUCAGCUGGUAGCGUCUCGAACAUUAUUGGGAAGCAUUAUGUUAAGAAAACGGCGCCGACACCGGCAAAUGGGUCUCGUGAAGCAACCAAGCCGUUGAAGCUGAACUCCAGUGUGUUGCCAAUGUCAGAAAUUUGGGUCGAAAACGAUAAGUCUAGUUCUUCAAAGGAUGAUCGGCUCCACCAGGACAUGGAGGAUUUUCUGUUCAGUAUGCUUGGAGUUGGGUUCAAGCUAGAGAGGGAUCGGAUUCGGCAAGUUCUUGAUAGUUGCGGAUAUGAUAUGGAAAAGAGCAUGGAAAAACUGAUUAAUCUGCCAGCAUCAACUUUCGAAAAAAGGAACGAACUUGUUGGAAAAUCCAGUGAGAAGUCUGCAGAUUUGUCCCUGAAAUAUAAAGUAUCUUCUGACAGAAAAUCCAAAAACUACACCGAAGGUAACAGAGAUAGGGCUUCAAAUACAAAAGGAGCAGAAGUUACUGAACAGGAAAAGGAGAGAAAUGAUCUCCCGAAGGGUAUUCUGGUCCUGUUUGGUGCUUCUGAGAGAACCGAGGAGACACCAGUGGAGCGACCAAGAAGUACAAUAAAGGCAGGGAGUAGAUAUGGAGCCUAUGGACACCUAGUUGCUGAACCUCCGCAAGAUUUCAUUUCAGAGUACAAGUCAGCUGUUGUGUAUCAACAGCAUCAUGUCGAGGAUGACGCAGAUGACGAAGAUAGCUACCAGGGUCUCCGUAAGUCUUGGAAGGAGUAUCGGAGUACAAUGAACGACUAUUACCAGGCUGCUGUAGCCGCAUUUGCUAAGAAGGAUCGUGAUCAAGCUUACAAACUUCUAGAACAAGGACGUUUUUUCCUCGAAAAGGCGUGUGAAGUAGAGGAGAAGUCGAAUGAAAUGAUUCUUAAACCUAGAAAUGUUGAGACACAAGGUGAAAUAGUGCUUGACGUGCAAGAAUGCGGUGCCAAGGAGGCAAUACGUCUUUUGAAGUGUCAAAUUUCCUCAUUUUCUGGUAUCUCAUCAAUCAAGUUUCUUAAGGUCAUAUGUGAUACAAAAGAGGAAGAUAUCUCAAAGGGGUCUCGAAGACGAUCAUUGAUUUUGAAGCUACUGCAGGAAGAAUCGAUUAAGUGGACCGAAGGAGAAAAUGCUGGAACAAUACUAAUCCACUUAGACACUGUUAAUCGGAGACAAGUAACUUUUGUCAAGAAGAAAUGAAAUAAAGUGCUUUCUCGAAAAGGUGCUUAUGAGAUUGAGAUUUAGGGAUGAUCGACAAUCAAAUCGUUGAAGGAGAGAGUAAUUAACUUUUGCAACAUGUGAUUUAAGAUUUUGAAAGGAGUUGGAGUGAAUUUUUGUUCCAAUUUAUGAGGUCUACUUUCUUUGAGUAAUGAAACUCUUCAAUUACCAAAGAAAAAAGAACAGGCAUUUGCAUUGUAAUGGCUUUGAACUAAAGUUUAUUUCAUCUUUUGGUUGAAAAUAUUGGUAUAUCUUUUA
This is a messenger RNA of Pyrus x bretschneideri (Chinese white pear), 2340 nucleotides long. RefSeq names its product putative nuclear RNA export factor SDE5. NCBI's taxonomy places the organism in Eukaryota, Viridiplantae, Streptophyta, Magnoliopsida, Rosales, Rosaceae. The record is from RefSeq and is a predicted model, not a curated record.